Knipowitschia caucasica is the source of this 444-nucleotide messenger RNA. Lineage: Eukaryota; Metazoa; Chordata; Actinopteri; Gobiiformes; Gobiidae. The record is from the annotation of a GenBank genome assembly.
AUGCAUUCUUCGCCCCGUGCUCGUGCGUCCCCGUCUGUUUCGGGCUCGACGCCUAGCUCCCUAAACGACUUGUUCGUUCCCCCCUCGCCUGUGCCCGACCGGUCCCGGAAGAGCGCGCGCCUGGCGUCCCAGGAUGCUGGGUCCGUCCGCACCUUCCUCGCGGCCCGCGGCGUUGUGCCAGAUGACUUUCUCCUCGUCGAUCCCCCCGCGGACGGCUCCGGGGACUCGCUCCGCAGGCUGAAAUCGGCCUUCUCGGCCUUCGGGGUCCCCCUGUCCGAGGAGAAGACUGUGGGCCCUGCCACCGCCCUGGAGUUUCUCGGUAUCCGCCUCGACACGCGCGCCAUGGUGUCCUCCCUCCCGCUGUCGCAGUCUGCCCUCACAAGGAAGCAAUCCUUUUACUUCUUCGUGUUCAACUUGCGGUUAAUAGUUAAUAUCAAGUCUUGA